Penaeus chinensis is the source of this 725-nucleotide messenger RNA. It is a transcript of the gene Hydr2, whose product is annotated as abhydrolase domain-containing protein 2-like. Gene Ontology annotation, molecular function: acetylesterase activity; monoacylglycerol lipase activity. NCBI's taxonomy places the organism in Eukaryota, Metazoa, Arthropoda, Malacostraca, Decapoda, Penaeidae. The transcript has 4 exons. Gene Ontology annotation, biological process: medium-chain fatty acid biosynthetic process; steroid hormone receptor signaling pathway; acylglycerol catabolic process. Gene Ontology annotation, cellular component: sperm flagellum; sperm plasma membrane. The record is from RefSeq and is a predicted model, not a curated record. The coding region runs from base 61 to 501 and encodes 146 amino acids.
GUAAAGAGUCUAAAGUACCUCCUUGAGUGGCACAACCUAGCCCGCAUCUACCUGUUCUCCAUGACUGAGAACAUGCGCUCCGUUAUCAUACGCCACAAGGAGGCCCUCUUCACUGAAGAGGUUAAGCGGAAAUGUAACAUUGAGGAGCGGCGAGUCCUUUCAGCCGCCACCUUACCAGAGCUUGAUGAAGUAUACACCAGGCGCAUCUUUGGGUUCAGGAGUGUGGAGGAGCUGUACCGCAACGACAGCUCAGCCAGCUACAUGCACAACAUCCACAUUCCAAUUGUGUUUAUUAAUGCUCGUGAUGAUCCCUUGGUCCACCCUGACCUGUUAGGCAUACCAGAGGCAUUUGUCAAGACUCAUAGUAACUCACUCUACAUAGAAACAGACCAUGGCGGGCACCUGGGUUACUAUGAUGGCGGAUAUGUUAUGCCCCAAGCAGUCACAUGGCUUGACAGAACAGUUGUAUCCCUUGUCACAGCGCUGGCAAACAACCAGUAAGGUUGCAAGUGGUAGUAUAUUUUUGAAAGUGUUCUAGAACCUUCAUGAAGAAGGACAGUUCCACAAAUUUAUAUGUGUGCAUGUAUGUGUGUAGAAGCCAUGCAGGUCAAUAUAUAUAUACACAUGAAUCUGUUUGCAUACACACAAUAUAUUAUGUAUUGCUCUCUAUCAUGUGUCUCCCAGAUGAUAUAAACUAUGGAUUAGAUUAAAAAUAAUAGAAGACA